Molecule: messenger RNA, 3830 nt
Organism: Entelurus aequoreus (snake pipefish)
Lineage: Eukaryota; Metazoa; Chordata; Actinopteri; Syngnathiformes; Syngnathidae
Product: kinesin-1 heavy chain
Exons: 26
Coding region: 251-3136 (961 amino acids)
Biological process (GO): microtubule-based movement
Molecular function (GO): microtubule binding; ATP binding; microtubule motor activity
Source: RefSeq, a predicted model, not a curated record
UUGGGCGGGGCUAGGUGGCGGCCAGGAGGCUCAUCCCCGGUGUCAUGGCGUCCUAACAGCAGCAGACUGAAUGAGAGCAAAAACAAGCUUUUUUGUCUCCGAGGCCCGACACGCUAUCGCCCUUUCCGCGAGCUCACGUCUCCACCGAGGGGCUCGGCCUCGCUCUUCGCCGCCCACGGCCGCCCUCCGGCAGCCAGGAUACACUUGAAUUUUCAGCGUUAAAUCCCGACCCCGACGUGAACGGUGGAAGAUGGCCGACCCGGCGGAGUGCACCAUCAAAGUGAUGUGCCGUUUUAGGCCGCUCAACAGCUCCGAGGUGACCAGAGGAGACCGAUAUAUUCCCAAGUUCCAAGGGGAAGAAACCGUUGUCAUCGCGAGCAAACCGUACGCGUUUGACCGAGUCUUUCAGUCCAGCACGACACAAGAGCAAGUCUACAAUGCCUGUGCCCAAAGGAUUGUAAAAGAUGUUCUGGAAGGAUACAAUGGAACAAUUUUCGCCUAUGGCCAGACAUCCUCUGGAAAGACACACACUAUGGAGGGGAAUCUCCACGACACAGACGCAAUGGGCAUCAUUCCCAGGAUAGUUCAAGAUAUUUUCAACUACAUCUAUUCCAUGGAUGAAAACCUGGAGUUUCAUAUCAAAGUGUCCUAUUUUGAAAUUUACUUAGACAAAAUCCGGGACCUUUUGGAUGUGUCAAAGACCAAUCUGUCAGUGCAUGAAGACAAAAACAGAGUACCUUAUGUCAAGGGCUGCACUGAGCGCUUUGUCUGCAGUCCAGAUGAGGUCAUGGACACCAUUGAUGAAGGCAAAUCCAACAGACAUGUAGCAGUCACAAACAUGAAUGAGCACAGUUCCAGGAGUCACAGUAUCUUCCUGAUCAACGUCAAGCAAGAGAACACUCAAACAGAGCAUAAGCUCAGCGGCAAGCUCUACCUGGUGGAUCUGGCUGGAAGUGAAAAGGUCAGUAAAACAGGAGCAGAGGGAGCCCUGCUGGACGAAGCAAAGAACAUCAAUAAGUCACUGUCGUCCCUCGGUAAUGUCAUAUCGGCCCUGGCUGAAGGAACGGCCUACAUCCCGUACCGAGACAGCAAGAUGACACGUAUCCUUCAGGACUCACUGGGUGGUAACUGUCGAACCACUAUCGUCAUCUGCUGCUCGCCUUCCUCAUACAAUGAGUCUGAGACCAAAUCUACCCUAAUGUUUGGACAAAGAGCAAAGACCAUCAAGAACACUGUCACUGUGAACGUAGAGUUGACAGCAGAACAGUGGAAGCAGAAGUAUGAGCGGGAGAAAGAGAAGAACAAGACCCUUAGGAACACAGUCACCUGGCUGGAAAAUGAGCUCAACCGCUGGAGGAAUGGGGAGAGUGUGCCGGUGGAAGAGCAGUUUGACAAGGAAAAGGCCAAGGAGGAGGUGCUGGCGUUGGACAACAUCAUCAAUGACAAGCCGGCGUCCACACCCAACGUGCCCGGCAUCCGUCUCACCGACGUGGAGAAAGACAAAUGUGAGGCCGAGUUGUCCAAACUCUACAAGCAGCUAGACGAUAAGGAUGAAGAGAUCAACCAGCAGAGCCAGCUGGCCGAGAAGCUGAAGCAGCAGAUGCUGGAUCAGGAGGAGCUCCUGGUCUCCUCUCGUCGUGAUCACGAAAACCUCCAGUCUGAGCUGAACCGUCUGCAGGCAGAAAACGAGGCCUCCAAGGAGGAGGUAAAAGAGGUACUGCAGGCCCUGGAGGAGCUGGCCGUCAAUUAUGACCAAAAAAGUCAGGAGGUGGAGGACAAGACUAAGGAGUUUGAAGUGAUCAGCGAGGAGCUGAGCCAGAAGUCGUCCGUCUUGUCAUCUUUGGACUCCGAACUGCAGAAGCUGAAGGAGAUGUCCAACCACCAGAAGAAGCGGGUCACUGAAAUGAUGUCGUCUCUGCUUAAAGAUUUAGCUGAAAUUGGCAUUGCUGUAGGGAGCAAUGAUAUCAAGCAGCACGAGGGCGGAAUGAUCGACGAGGAGUUUACAGUGGCGCGCUUGUACAUCAGCAAAAUGAAGUCAGAGGUGAAGACCAUGGUGAAACGCUGCAAGCAGUUGGAGGGCACCCAGUCGGAGAGCAACAAGAAAAUCGACGAAAACGAGAAGGAGCUGGCCACCUGCCAGCUACGUAUCUCGCAGCACGAGGCUAAAAUCAAGUCCCUGACUGAGUACCUGCAGAAUGUGGAGCAGAAGAAGAGGCAGUUGGAGGAGAAUGUGGACUCUCUCAAUGAGGAGCUGGUCAAACUCAGCGCUCAGGAGAAAGUCCAUGCUAUGGAGAAGGAGAACGAGAUCCAGACUGCCACUGAAGUCAAGGAAGCUGUGGAUAAGCAGAUCCACUCUCACCGUGAGGCGCACCAGAAGCAAAUCAGCAGCCUCAGAGAUGAGCUUGACAACAAGGAGAAGCUCAUCACCGAGCUACAGGAUUUGAACCAGAAGAUCAUGCUGGAACAGGAGAGGCUGAGAGUGGAGCACGAGAAGCUCAAAUCCACCGACCAGGACAAGAGUCGCAAACUGCACGAGCUCACGGUGAUGCAGGACAGGCGGGAGCAGGCCAGGCAGGACCUGAAAGGUCUGGAGGAGACAGUGGCCAAGGAACUGCAGACCCUGCAUAACCUGAGGAAGCUUUUCGUCCAGGACUUGGCCACUCGAGUGAAAAAGAGUGCCGAAAUGGACUCUGACGACACUGGGGGCAGCGCGGCACAAAAGCAGAAAAUUUCCUUUCUUGAGAACAAUCUUGAGCAGCUCACCAAGGUUCACAAACAGCUUGUGCGUGAUAACGCAGACCUUCGGUGUGAGCUUCCUAAACUGGAAAAGCGCCUACGUGCUACGGCUGAGCGGGUCAAGGCCCUGGAGUCUGCACUGAAGGAGGCCAAGGAGAACGCCGCCCGCGACCGCAAGCGGUACCAGCAGGAGGUGGACCGCAUCAAGGAAGCCGUUAGGGCCAAGAACAUGGCCAGGAGGGGACACUCGGCCCAGAUUGCCAAGCCCAUCCGGCCUGGGCAGCAGCCGGUGGCGUCCCCCACUCACCCGAACAUCAACCGCAGUGGAGGAGGCUUCUACCAGAACAGCCAGACUGUGUCCAUCAGGGGCGGCGGCACCACCAAGACCGACAAGAACUGAAGCGCGAGCAGGAAAUGAGGACACCGCAGAAGAAGCCAAUAGCAACCAACCGCGCCUCCCCCAUCUCCCGAGAGACCCUGCCAUCCUAGCCGCCAACCUGUCAAACCUGUCAUUCCUUUACAGCAGACAGGCUCCUCGUUUCUGCCUCCGAGCCGCCAAGAAGUCUCUGAUUUAUAAAUAUAUAUACAUAUAAAUAUACCUGGCUGUACAGCUCUAAGCAUUCACUCCCUGCUUAAACCCCACCACCUCCCAAGCACCUUCCUCUCAUCACGAUGCAUCACUUCCUUCCAUAAUAACAAAAAGACGGUGAGUUUACAGAAGUUAAUAAUUGUUUCCACUCAACCAACCAAACAGUCUUGAGCGCAGCCUUGGCGAGCGAAACUGCACGCGACUUGAAUGUGUAGCUUUCCUUUUUUUUGUUUUUAAAUUCAGUUUUUUUUUUUUGUUUAGUUUAGUUUUUUUGCACAUGACUGUCAUCGUCGUGCGAGUAGUUUUGCACUGCCCCGAGCUGAAUGUAACGGUAGCAAGACCUGAACAUUACACAAAGAAAGACCAAAAAUAGACCUUAUCCUAUCGCGAGACCUAACUCAACCUUUUUAGGCCAACCUCUGUACAUUUGAAAAUUAGCAGCACACUUCUCACGGUAGAUUUGACAUACUUCUUUAAGGGGGAUAUAUAUAUAUAUGUAUAUAUA